Rodentolepis nana is the source of this 243-nucleotide messenger RNA. The record is from the annotation of a GenBank genome assembly. NCBI's taxonomy places the organism in Eukaryota, Metazoa, Platyhelminthes, Cestoda, Cyclophyllidea, Hymenolepididae.
AUGUACGCGAAAUCCACCAACAAGUUCUUUCCUUUUGUCGUUAUACUUGCAGUUGUGGCAAUCUCCUCUUCAGCGAGUCCGGUCGUCUACUUUGGCGAUUCAAAUGGGGAAAUGGAAGCUUAUCGAUUAAUCCCCUUGGAUUCAGAUGUUGAAAUCGCACCCGAGGUCUCCAAAAGGCGUUUCAGACGGAUCUAUUCAACUCUGGUCAAGUCACCUCGACAGAAGAUCGCACAUAAUGAUUGA